Molecule: messenger RNA, 721 nt
Organism: Dicrocoelium dendriticum
Lineage: Eukaryota; Metazoa; Platyhelminthes; Trematoda; Plagiorchiida; Dicrocoeliidae
Source: the annotation of a GenBank genome assembly
GGGAUCAUGCAAGUUGGAAACCCGUCCUAUGGAUGGAAUCGACUGCGAUUCACUAAAACGUGAAGCACGUUCCUGAUUGAGUUUUCUUGUCGAAGUGCAUUCACACAAUGUGUGCUUCAAAAUAUACCUCCCGGUGUGUCUGGGUGGUAUAGUCACAUGAGUUAAUUUUAAAUUCCCAUAUAUUCGAUCGAAACGCUGGUCUACACAAUUAACAGUAGUCCGUUUGAAUGGGAAGAUGAACGGUGAAUCGUCUUCCAGGCGAGCAGUAUGGGACCAACAAACCGCUAGGCUCUUUGCAGCCGCCAAACAGGGGCAGUUGAAAAUCUUGCGGCAGUAUGGUGAAAGCGAUCCAACAUACUUCGAUACCGUGGAUCCACUGGGUAAUUCUAUUGCGCACUGGGCUACCAGAGGAGGGCAUGUAAAGGUACUUCGGUAUUUGAGCGCCAUAUGUCCUCGAACGCUUUCCGCAACAAACCUGUGCGGUAAGCAGCCAAUUCAUGUUGGAUCUAUCGCUGGAAAGUUCAUCUGCGUUGCGUUUUUGGCACACACCUUGGCUGCGUGUGAACAACCCGAUGCCCAAGGGCGAACACCGUUGUUACUUGCCAGGUUCAUUGUCAGUGAAAAGGAACUCCGGCAAUAUUUGUCGCAUGGUACUGCAAGCUCCCAGAAAAGGAAGCAACGUGGAAAGGAUGAAGAAGUUGUAACUGCGUUGAAAGACUGA